Coregonus sp. 'balchen' is the source of this 24679-nucleotide messenger RNA. The record is from the annotation of a GenBank genome assembly. NCBI's taxonomy places the organism in Eukaryota, Metazoa, Chordata, Actinopteri, Salmoniformes, Salmonidae.
GCGACAAAUCAUACACCGUGUGUGUGACACCUUGUUCUCAUUCCAGCACCAGCCAAAGGGCAUCUCUCCCAAGAUGUUCAAAGCCCUGGUUAGCAAUGGCCACCCUGAGUUCUCCUCCAACAGACAGCAAGAUGCACACAAGUUUUUCCUGCAUCUCAUCAACCUGGUGGAGGUAUGCAUGUAUGGCUUCAUAUGUAUUUUCUAUUAGUAGGAGCGUGUUAUGGUGUACUUGUAAUGAUGAAAACUACUCUAAAAGGCACGUAGUGAUGAAUACAGUAUGCCAUUGUUGCAGAGGUACAGCAAUUGGCAAACAAAGUCACUGGUGUUCAACAAAAGGCUCAUAAGCCUAAACUGUAUCUAUCGGCACUGGCUUUUCAGCUUCAAUGAUGGCCAUAAUAAAAGAAGAAAAAAUAGCUUUCGUGAAAUGGCUAUUGUAAAGCAUUUUUCCGGCAUGUCAAUGCACCUCUGACUCGUCACACGUGGUCAAUCAGGGGACCUUGGGAGAGAGGAGGUGGGACUGUAUUUGACGAAACGCAGCACCCUGUCCCCAGGCCGGCAGACACACACUUGCGCUCUGAAGUGACUUUCUCAACCGGGUUAAAUUUAGACCGCCCCUAUCAGUUACACAGGCCAGAUAAUGCUUCCUAUUCUGCCUGAAGUCAACACAGAAACAUGCUCAGACUGGAAACCCGCCACUUUCUCUGCUCUUGCCCUUGACAAAACAAUCUAUCCAAAAUCAGUUUACUAGACUCCGUUGCAUGGCUGAUUUAUCUAUUGUCAAUGUUUUUCAACAUACUGUAAGUAAUUUGUGGCAGUGUUCUGAAUAUAUAAAAACAUUUUUACAUGGAGCAGUAAGGUCAAGUAAAAUGUAAUACAGGAGCUAACAAGUCAACUUCAUGUUAAUAUUAGUUAAAAAUCAACAGUUUUCUCUUUGCUUCAGAAUACCUUUUCUAAUUUAAAUGGGGCCCUAUAUUUUUACCAUGAAUGGUAAUUGUGUAUAAUUUGUGGGCAUAUUCAGCUGUCCUGAGUUGGUUGGACAGAGAUAGGCAGACUCUUACAGUAGCCUUCAAUCAGCAAGUUUAGCCUCGGGCCUGCCUGCCAGCCGGCCGGUUAGAAUACUUCACUGGUGUUUGGAGUAGAGCUAUAACCGGAGUAUUUCUGUAGCCUCUUAGAAUAGAAAAGCUGCUGAUGUGACACUCCAUACAAGCCAAAUGGUUUUAAUUCAAGACCCAUUGCCCCAUGAGUCCUCAAAUAAUCACAACAAACAAGUUUGUCCCCAAUGACCCCCCAAUAAACAACUGCGUACCUCUUUCUCUUUGAGUUGUACAUGUUUUCCACCUGUCCUACUUCAUUUGUCAAGCUUUAACUGUGUGUAAUUGACCACAUGAAAACAGGAAGCUUGGCAUGGUCCCUCUUGUGAUUGAUAUAUACACUGCUCAAAAAAAUAAAGGGAACACUUAAACAACACAAUGUAACUCCAAGUCAAUCACACUUCUGUGAAAUCAAACUGUGCAAGACAAUGCUAGACCUCAUGUGGCUGGAGUGUGUCAGCAGUUCCUGCAAGAGGAAGGCAUUGAUGCUAUGGACUGGCCCGCCCGUUCCCCAGACCUGAAUCCAAUUGAGCACAUCUGGGACAUCAUGUCUCGCUCCAUCCACCAACGCCACAUUGCACCACAGACUGUCCAGGAGUUGGCGGAUGCUUUAGUCCAGGUCUGGGAGGAGAUCCCUCAGGAGACCAUCCGCCACCUCAUCAGGAGCAUGCCCAGGCUUGUAGGGAGGUCAUACAGGCACGUGGAGACCACACACACUACUGAGCCUAAUUUUGACUUGUUUUAAGGACAUUACAUCAAAGUUGGAUCAGCCUGUAGUGUGGUUUUCCACUUUAAUUUUGAGGGUGACUCCAAAUCCAGACCUCCAUGGGUUGAUAAAUUUGAUUUCCAUUGAUAAUUUUUGUGUGAUUUUGUUAUCAGCACAUUCAACUAUGUAAAGGAAAAAGUAUUUCAUAAGAUUAUUUCAUUCAUUCAGAUCUAGGAUGUGUUAAUUUAGUGUUCCCUUAAUUUUUUUGAGCAGUGUGUUGAUAUAUACAGUGAGGGGAAAAAAGUAUUUGAUCCCCUGCUCUUUCUACUCUGGUUAGAGCCAGUUUGCGCUGUUCUGUGAAGGGAGUAGUACACAGCGUUGUACGAGAUCUUCAGUUUCUUGGCAAUUUCUCGCAUGGAAUAGCCUUCAUUUCUCAGAACAAGAAUAGACUGACGAGUUUCAGAAGAAAGUUCUUUGUUUCUGGCCAUUUUGAGCCUGUAAUUGAACCCACAAUUGCUGAUGCUCCAGAUACUCAACUAGUCUCAAGAAGGCCAGUUUUAUUGCUUCUUUAAUCAGCACAACAGUUUUCAGCUGUGCUAACAUAUUUGCAAAAUGGUUUUCUAAUGAUCAAUUAGCCUUUUUAAAAUGAUAAACUUGGAUUAGCAAACACAACGUGCCAUUGGAACACAGGACUGAUGGUUGCUGAUAAUGGGCCUCUGUACGCCUAUGUAGAUAUUCCAUUAAAAUUCAGCCGUUUCCAGCUACAAUAGCCAUUUACAACAUUUUGAACGGAAGUGUGUGUGUAUGUAUGUGUGUGUGUGUGUGUACACACACACACACACACACACACACACACACACACACACACACAGUGAGGGGAAAAAAAGUAUUUGAUCCCCUGCUGAUUUUGUAUGUUUGCCCACAGACAAAUAAAUGAUCAGUCUAUAAUUUUAAUGGUAGGUUUAUUUGAACAGUGAGAGACAGAAUAACAACAAGAAAAUCCAGAAAAACGCAUGUCAAAAAUGUUAUAAAUUGAUUUGCAUUUUAAUGAGGGAAAUAAGUAUUUGACCCCCUCUCAAUCAGAAAGAUUUCUGGGUCCCAGGUGUCUUUUAUACAGGUAACGAGCUGAGAUUAGGAGCACACUCUUAAAGGGAGUGCUCCUAAUCUCAGUUUGUUACCUGUAUAAAAUACACCUGUCCACAGAAGCAAUCAAUCAAUCAGAUUCCAAACUCUCCACCAUGGCCAAGACCAAAGAGCUCUCCAAGGAUGUCAGGGACAAGAUUGUAGACCUACACAAGGCUGGAAUGGGCUACAAGACCAUCGCCAAGCAGCUUGGUGAGAAGGUGACAACAGUUGGUGCAAUUAUUCGCAAAUGGAAGAAACACAAAAUAACUGUCAAUCUCCCUCGGCCUGGGGCUCCAUGCAAGAUCUCACCUCGUGGAGUUACAAUGAUCAUGAGAACGGUGAGGAAUCAGCCCAGAACUACACGGGAGGAUCUUGUCAAUGAUCUCAAGGCAGCUGGGACCAUAGUCACCAAGAAAACAAUUGGUAACACACUACGCCGUGAAGGACUGAAAUCCUGCAGUGCCCGCAACGUCCCCCUGCUCAAGAAAGCACAUAUACAGGCCCAUCUGAAGUUUGCCAAUGAACAUCUGAAUGAUUCAGAGGAGAACUGGGUGAAAGUGUUGUGGUCAGAUGAGACCAAAAUCGAGCUCUUUGGCAUCAACUCAACUCACCAUGUUUGGAGGAGGAGGAAUGCUGCCUAUGACGCCAAGAACACCAUCCCCACCGUCAAACAUGGAGUUCGAAACAUUAUGCUUUGGAGGUGUUUUUCUGCUAAGGGGACAGGACAACUUCACCGCAUCAAAGGGACGAUGGACGGGGCCAUGUACCGUCAAAUCUUGGGUGAGAACCUCCUUCCCUCAGCCAGGGCAUUGAAAAUGGGUCGUGGAUGGGUAUUCCAGCAUGACAAUGACCCAAAACACCUGGCCAAGGCAACAAAGGAGUGGCUCAAGAAGAAGCACAUUAAGGUCCUGGAGUUGGCCUAGCCAGGCUCCAGACCUUAAUCACAUAGUAAAUCUCUGCAGCAGAGGUAACUCUGGGUCUUCCUUUCCUGUGGCGGUCCUCAUGAGAGCUAGUUUCAUCAUGGCGCUUGAUGGUUUUUGCGACUGCACUUGAAGAAACUUUCAAAGUUCUUGAAAUGUUCCUGAUUGACUGACAUUCAUGUCUUAAAGUGAUGAUGGACUGUCGUUUCUCUUUGCUUGUUUGAGCUGUUCUUGCCAUAAUAUGCACUUAGUCUUUUACCAAUUAGGGCUAUCUUCUGUAUACCACCCCUACCUUGUCACAACACAACUGAUUGGCUCAAACACGUUAAGAAGGAAAUAAAUUGCACAAAUUAACUUUUAACAAGGCACACCUGUUAAUUGAAAUGCAUUCCAGGUGACUACCUCGUGAAGCUAGUUGAGAGAAUGCCAAGAGUGUGCAAAGCUGCCAUGGGUGGCUAUUUGAAGAAUCUCAAAUAUAAAAUAGAUUCCAUGUGUGUUAUUUCAUAGUUUUGAUGUCUUAACUAUUAUUCUACAAUGUAGAAAAUUGUAAACUUGUGGAAUGAGUAGGUGUGUCCAACCUUUUGACUGGUACUGUGUAUAUAAAAAUAAUUUGAUACAUAUUGCUACUGUUCAAACAUGCAUACAAGUAAUGAAAGUCACAAUAUUCUCAAUGUUCUAAUUGAUGGGAACAGUUACAUUUCCAAACACUUUUUUAACUGGUCAAUUCAAUAGCAUAGAUGAAGAGGAAAAAAAGUAUUCGGUAUAUUCUCAGCAUCCUCCCGUGUGUCCUUCCCUCUAGAGAAACAGUGUGGGCUUGGAGAACCCCAAUGAUGCGUUCCGCUACCUGGUGGAGGAGCGUGUGCAGUGUUGCCAGACGCAGAAGGUGCGCUACACCCAGAAGGUGGACUACCUCAUGCAGCUCCCUGCUGCCAUCGAGGCCGCAUCCAACAGAGGUAAGAUCCCAUAGGCAGCUGGCCCAGCCCCAUGAGAACCAGCAGGGCUGCUGGCUCCCCCACAGCCCUCCUCUUCAAAGGGCAUGGAGGAUCAAUAUCUCUGAAUGCCAAAGUGGGUUGGGAGUUUGCGUUUUAAAAUGCCCAAGGCUGCAUGUGUUUUUAAAUGAUCAGUCGUGCAUACUGUGUAUGGUGACACUUGGCUGAAUUACCUAAUUGUUGGGAAAAUAAGUUCUUUCAAAUGUCCAAUAUACAAUCACUAAACCCCAAUCAUCUGAGAGUAUGACAACAGCAACAGCAUUUUAGGAGGAUGUUUUCUGUGUUAAAUAGCUUGAUGUGUGUGUGACAGAGGAGCUGAUAGUGUAUGAGGCCAAGCGAAACGAAGCAGAGGAGAACAUGAGGGCCCCUCCAGAGCCUGUGAGGGCCCGGAUCCCCUUCACAGCGUGCCUGCAGGCCUUCAUGGAGCCAGAGAACGUCCCUGACUUCUGGAGCUCAGAGCUGCAGGCCAAAUCGACUGGAGUCAAGUAAGCAAGGUCCUGGUCUAAGGCCUGGAAGAAAGAAAGAUAGACACCCCACAUUGUUGAAUGCUCCCGCAGUUUCAACACUGUGUGGGGAUCUAUCUUUCUUUCAUGACUUGACUUUUUGGAUCCUGCACCCAAGUUAUUUUGCACCAUAAUAUGCCUAGCCCCCUAAGAUGAAAAAACAAUGUUGGUAGGCUACAUGAUGAAUUAACUAUAGGGAAAAUUGACUAUUUAACAGUUUUAAUGCCCAUACACAAAUGACCAAAUAUGAAUGUAAAGCUGAUCGUGUAUAUUGAACAAAAAUAUAAACACAACAUGUAAAGUGUUGGUCCCAUGUUUAAAGAGCUGAAAUAAAAGAUCCCAGAAAUGUUCCAUAUGCACAAAAAGCUUAUUCCUCUCAAAUGUUGUGCACAACUUUGUUUAAGUCCCUUUUAGUGAGCAUUUCUCCUUUGCCAAGAUAAUCCAUCCACCUGACAGGUGGCAUAUCAAGAGCUGAUUAAACAGCAGGAUCAUUACACAGGUGCACCUUGUGCUGGGGACAAUAAAAGGUAACUCUAAAAUGUGCAGUUUUGUCACACAACACAAUGCCACAGAUGUCUGAAGUUUUGAGGGAGCGUGCAAUUGGCACGCUGACUGCAGGAAUGUCCACCAGAGCUGUUGCCAGAGAAUUGCAUGUUAAUUUCUUUACCAUAAGCCGUCGUUUUAGAGAAUUUGGCAGUACGUCCAACUGGCUUCACAACAGCAGACCACUUGUAUGGUGUCGUGUAGGCGAGUGGUUUGCUGAUGUCAACGUUGUGAACAGAGUGCCCCAUGGUGGAGGUGGGGUUAUGGUAUGGGCAGGCAUAAGCUACGGACAACAAACACAAUUGCAUUUUAUCGAUGGCAAUUUGAAUGCACAGACAUACGGUGACGAGAUCCUGAGGCCCAUUGUCGUGCCAUUCAUCCGCCGCCAUCACCUCAUGUUUCAGCAUGAUAAUGCACGGCCCCAUGUUGCAAGGAUCUGUACACAAUUCCUGGAAGCUGAAAAUGUCCCAGUUCUUCCAUGGCCUGCAUACUCACCAGACAUGUCACCCAUUGAGCAUGUUUGGGAUCCUCUGGAUCGACGUGUACGACAGCGUGUUCCAGUUCCCGCCAAUAUCCAGCAACUUUGCACAGACUUUGAAGAGGAGUGGGACAACAUUGCACAGGCCACUAUCAACAGCCUGAUCAACUUUAUGCGAAGGAGAUGUGUCGCGCUGCAUGAGGCAAAUGGUGGUCACACCAGAUACCUUUUUAAAAAAAGGUUUCUACGACCAACAGAUGCAUAUGUAUUCCCAGUCAUGUGAAAUCCAUAGAUUAGGGCCUAAUACAUUUAUUUCAAUUGACUGAUUUCCUUAUAUGAACUGUAACUCAGUUACAUCUUUGAAAUUGUUGCAUGUUGCGUUUUAUAAUUUUGUAUAGUAUAAAUGAGUGAUCCAUAUUUAUUUUUCAAGUUAUUUUUCUAAAUUGUAGCCCUCUCUUUCCAGGACUUCCCGUUUCGCCUCCUUCCCAGAGUAUCUGGUGGUGCAAAUAAAGAAAUUCACAUUUGGGGUGGACUGGGUUCCAAAGAAAGUAGGUGAGUAAGAGAACUGAUGUCUCUCCACUAGUGUUUUGGCUUGUCUGGAUCCAUGAUUCUUUAGUACCAAGAGGAUGCUGAUUUCUGUUUAACUUUGAUACAUGUCUAUAAACAUUGAAAUCAUAUUAAGGUAUAGAAGGGUCUUUAAUUGAAGGCCUAUAAAUGCAUCCUAUUUUUCAGAUUCUCUCUUUAUCACUGGAUCAAUUUAUUAAGUCAGUACUGUGGAUCCCCAGCAGAGGGAACUGCCACAUAGUGAUUCACUGAGGUCCACUGACAAUGCACACAUACAGUGCAUUUGGAAAGUAUUCAGACCCUUGACUUUUUCCACAUUUUGCUACAUUACAGCCUUAUUUUAAAAUUGAUUUAAAUUGUUAGUUACACACAAUACCCCAUAAUGACAGAGCAAAAAUAUCACAUUUACAUAAGUAUUCAGACCCUUUACUCAGUACUUUGUUGAAGCACCUUUGGCAGUGAUUACAUCCUCAAGUCUUCUUGGGUAUGACGCUACAAGCUUGGCACACCUGUAUUUGGGGAGUUUCUCCCAUUCUUCUCUGCAGAUCCUCUCAAGCUCUGUCAGGUUGGUUGGGGAGCGUUGCUGCACAGCUAUUUUCAGGUCUCUCCAGAGAUGUUCGAUCGGGUUGAAGUCCGGGCUCUGGCUGGGCCACUCGAGGACAUUCAGAGACUUGUCCCGAAGACACUCCUGCUUUGUCUUGGCUGUGUGCUUAGGGUCGUUGUCCUGUUGGAAGGUGAACCUUCGCCACAGUCUGAGGUCCUGAGCACUCUGGAGCAGGUUUUCAUCAAGGAUUUCUCUGUACUUUGCUCCGUUAAUCUUUCCCUCGAUUCUGACUAGUCUCCCAGUCCCUGCCGCUGAAAAACAUCCCCACAGCAUGAUGCUUCACCGUAGGGAUGGUGCCAGGUUUCCUCCAGAUGUGACGCUUGGCAUUCAGGCCAAAGAGUUCAAUCUCGGUUUCAUCAGACCAGAGAAUGUUGUUUCUCAUGGUCUGAGAGUCCUUUAGGUGCCUUUUGGCAAACUCCAAGCGGGCUGUCAUGUGCCUUUUACUGAGGAGUGGCUUCUGUCUGGCCACUCUACCAUAAAGGCCUGAUUGGUGGAGUGCUGCAGAGAUGGUUGUCCUUCUGGAAGGUUCUCCCAUCUCCACAGAGGAACUCUGGAGCUCUGUCAGAGUGACCAUCGGGUUCUUGGUCACCUCCCUGACCAAGGCCCUUCUCUCCCCCGAUUGCUCAGUUUGGCCGGGCGGCUAGCUCUAAGAUGAGUCUUGGUGGUUCCAAGAAUAAUGGAGGCCACUCUGUUCUUGGAGACCUUCAACGCUGCAGACAUUUUUUGGUACCCUUCCCCAGAUCUGUGCCUCGAAACAAUCCUGCCUCGGAGCUCUACGAACAAUUCCUUCAACAUCAUGGCUUGGUUUUUGCUCUUACAUGUACUGUCAACUGUGGGACCUUUAUAUAGACAGGUGUGUGCCUUUCCAAAUCAUGUCCAAUCAAUUGAAUUUACCAGAGGUGGACUCCAAUCAAGUUGUAGAAACAUCCCAAGGAUGAUCAAUGGAAACAGGAUGCACCUGAGCUCAAUUUCGAGUCUCAUAGCAAAGGGUCUGAAUACUUAUGUAAAUAAGGUAUUUCUGUUUUCGCUUUGUAAUUAUGGGGUAUUGUGUGUAGGUUGAUGAGGAUUAUUAUAAUUUUUUUAUACAUUUUAGAAUAAGGCUGUAACGUAACAAAAUGUGGAAGAAGUCAAGGGUUCUGAAUACUUUCCGAAUGCACACAUAUAGCCUGCAUCCAAACUGAAGACUGAUUUCAUGAAGUGAAACAGAACAAUUCUGUUAAGAUCCAGGCUAGUAGACACUGCCCUGAGAAUAAAAUCUGUUAUCUAAGCUCUUGCUCUACCUGUGUUUUUAAGUACUAUACAUUUUUUAUGCUGCACUGGAGUUGCAUCGACCAUACUUUUCCCCCAAAAUAUGCUAGGGAUUGAGGAAGGUUAACUAUUUUUAAGAGAUGCAGUUCAAAUGAGGUUAAUCCUGCAUCUUGCAAUUGAGAGACUUAUUUUUGCAUGUUCUGGUUUUUCUCAUAUGGACCAAAAAAAGGUGUUACAGCUAUAUUCAAUAUUCUCUCAUGCUGAUAUGGUAGCUACAUCUUAUACUGUACAUCUUGUAUUUUGUACUGUAGCUCUAGUGGUGAAUGUGAGUGUAGUCAUUCAGUUAUCUGCUUGAAUGACCAUGCCCAAGUCCCCUCUGUUCUCUUUCACAUGCUCUCUCAAAACUCUGGGUUGCUUUCAUUAGGGCAUAUCGUAGCAAAACGUUCCGCAACAGGGAAACAUGUUUGAAACAUGUUUCUUAUUGGACAAGUUCCAAUUGUAUUCCCCUAUUUCACUCAAUUUUGGAGCCAUUUCUCCAUUUCGAGCUGAACAUGACCCUGACCUGUUUUUCCACAGAUCUGUCCAUAGACAUCCCAGACUUCCUGGACCUGUCUCGACUCCGGGGAACAGGACUGCAGGCGGGAGAACAAGAGCUCCCAGACCUCACCCCCCCCAUCGUCCUCCCUGAAGACACCAGAGGUAAGAAGGGCUGCUUUAGGACGAAGAUACUGACAAACCUUUACCAAUCUUAUUUUCCCUCUCUACCCACAGCUGGGAGGAGUUUGACUUCCAAUGACUAGGGGUUGUUGGAAGUGCCUAGCAAAGCUGCCGUUUGGGCCAAGCUAUUAUCUAGAACGCCUAACGAGUCACUUUUUGGGCCUAAGGCUGAGCAACAAAGAAGUGGGACUGUUUCUAGUUUACAUGCUCAGUAUUUCCGUAAUCUCUGUUCUUCCUUCAGUGCGUCUGUAGUGCGUCUACAGUGUGUCUGUCUGUGGACCUCUUUAAUAGUUUAGCAGCUACCAGGCACAUCGUGUUCUGUACAGACCCAAAAACACUUGACAUGUGCUCAAGGCAAGCAAUAGAGCUUGUCCUGGUACCCUGUAGUGCCCCAUUGACGCAAUGGCUGUCUUGUAGAAGCUGCUUCAACUUUGUUAAACUACAACUCGGACUGAAACUCAACUAUUUUAUUUUAGCAGACGAAUAUAACAGAAUUAUCGUGUUCCCCCUUCCUAAAAUGAGGCUUUAUGGGUAAGUGCUAAGCGGACAAAACAAAACUCACCCCGAAAUUUGCCAGAUUUAGACGUCCUAAAGGUGUUUUAAAAGUGAUUUAAUAAAGUUGUAUGAGUUCUCCUCUUAUAGACUGUUCCUGAAAAAGUAACAAAGCAGUUGGCCAUUUGUUUUCUCUCAUAAUUAAAUUACUGGUACACACCUACGUAGCUCAGUUGGUAGAGCAUGGCGCUUGCAACACCAGGGUUGUGGGUUCGAUUCCCAAGGGGGGCCAGUAUGGAAAUAAAUGUAUGCACUCACUAACUGUAAGUUGCUCUGGAUAAGAGUGUCUGCUAAAUGACUAAAAUGUAAAUUGUACAGUUGACCGUCACACCUACAUACAGUAAUAUAAAUCUUAGUUCUCAAUGUUUAUAAUGCAUUUUUGAUUUUACAUCAUUUGUCAGAUUAGCUCCAUAAAUCUUAAAUUAAACACCAGCCCAUUGUCCCUUGACCUGAAUCACUACAGCAAUUAAUUACAUUUCUGCAUCGGACAACGCCUGAGGAAUUCUGAUUGAUUUCUGAAUUUUAAGCAGUCUUUUUGCUCCUUGAACUGCAUCAUUUCCCAUCAAUUAUCUUUACGGAUUUAGUAUUGAUUUGGCAUAUGGUACCUGAGUUUUUUUAUAGAAAAACAUUACAAUUAAGUUUACCACCUUGAGCCAUAACAGUCGCCAAUACUUGUUUUUAGUGGAACAACAUUUGUAAUUAAAACUGAAGUGUGACUUGAAUGGUAAGGAUGCUGUUUAGGUCCAUGUUAGACUUUUUUUACUAACCACAUAUUGAAUGAAUUAAUCUGAUAGAUUCAGAUGAAUUAUAUUCAUGCUGUAGCUACACUUUUAGAUUUAACUAGUCAAAAAAACAUGUUUAUGUUGGUCCUUGGAAAUAAUCACUUCUCUUUACUUUUCAGACAACUCGAUGAACUCCUCAGAUUGUAAGUAUUCAAUUUCUCCUAUCCUUCCCCUAUACAGUGGGGGAAAAAAGUAUUUAGUCAGCCACCAAUUGUGCAAGUUCUCCCACUUAAAAAGAUGAGAGAGGCCUGUAAUUUUCAUCAUAGUUUGCUAGAGUGCAUUUGGAUGAUCCAGAAGAGGAUUGGGAGAAUGUCAUAUGGUCAGAUGAAACCAAAAUAGAACCUUUUGGUAAAAACUCAACUCGUCGUGUUUGGAGGACAAAGAAUAAUGAGUUGCAUCCAAAGAACACCAUACCUACUGUGAAGCAUGGGGGUGGAAACAUCAUGCUUUGGGGCUGUUUUUCUGCAAAGGGACCAGGACGACUGAUCCGUGUAAAGGAAAGAAUGAAUGGGGCCAUGUAUCGUGAGAUUUUGAGUGAAAACCUCCUUCCAUCAGCAAGGGCAUUGAAGAUGAAACGUGGCUGGGUCUUUCAGCAUGACAAUGAUCCCAAACACACCGCCCGGGCAACGAAGGAGUGGCUUCGUAAGAAGCAUUUCAAGGUCCUGGAGUGGCCUAGCCAGUCUCCAGAUCUCAACCCCAUAGAAAAUCUUUGGAGGGAGUUGAAAGUCCGUGUUGCCCAGCGACAGCCCCAAAACAUCACUGCUCUAGAGGAGAUCUGCAUGGAGGAAUGGGCCAAAAUACCAGCAACAGUGUGUGAAAACCUUGUGAAGACUUACAGAAAACGUUUGACCUGUGUCAUUGCCAACAAAGGGUAUAUAACAAAGUAUUGCGAAACUUUUGUUAUUGACCAAAUACUUAUUUUCCACCAUAAUUUGCAAAUAAAUUCAUUAAAAAUCCCACAAUGUGAUUUUCUGGAUUAUUUUUUCUCAUUUUGUCUGUCAUAGUUGACGUGUACCUAUGAUGAAAAUUACAGGCCUCUCUCAUCUUUUUAAGUGGGAGAACUUGCACAAUUGGUGGCUGACUAAAUACUUUUUUCCCCCACUGUAUAUACCUAACCCAUUACAAAGAUUUACCACUAUGGAACAACUGUUAUUCAAAGUUUUGCAGUUGUGACAAAUGUGGUGAAAAUAAUUCUGCUGCAGCCGCCCCGUAACUUUGCCUACUUACAAAAACCUUUUUGGGGGCAGGUUAUUUGUUAUUAGCCUGUUUUUUUAUUAGUAAGCACUGGGUAAGAUACGGGCGGUUCCUCUCCAGUCCCUCUUUAAUGAAGCCCAAAGAGAAAACAAAACCACCCUUAGGACCUGUGAGGUUUGUAAAGAGGGUGGGUGGCACUGAUGUUUAUUGUUUGUUUUUUGCUUGUCCUCAGCCCCAGAAAUAGACGAGUCGGCGGCGAUGCAGCUGGCGGAGAUGGGCUUCCCUCUGGAGGCCUGUCGGAAGGCCGUCUACUACACGGGGAACAUGGGCCCCGAGAUGGCCUUUAACUGGAUCAUAGCCCACAUGGAGGAGCCUGGUAAGAGCCACAUUCAUGUUAUUCAAGCCUGAUUCCUCAGCCUCUUCUGGGCACUUGUGGGGGUGGGCAGUGCAUGCUCUAAAACAUAACUGAAGCGACAUGUGCGUCACAGCAGGAGACAUGCCAGUGUGCCAGAGUCCCCAGCUGCCUCUGAGAGUAUGUGUUUGUGUGUCAAAGGACUGAUAUAUUUGCAUAAAUCUCAAUGGGUAAUUCAUAAUUACAUGCUAUAACUGCAUGUUUCUUAUGCAAGCAAUGUAAAUAAUUGUUUUAAUGUCCAUUACUAAAACGCUUAGCUUUUGUGUGUUAGCAUGCUAACACAAAUUGUAUUCAGCUAGCUUAAAAGAACAAUGAAUAGGUCACAAGACAAAAGGACACAAGUUUGGGAAUCUUGACAUGCAGACAGUUGGAAGAGUGUCCAUUUUCACUCAUAGUAGGCAACAGUAAUGAAAGCUUUGGUGAUAGUCAACAGUAGGGUAUAACCCUUUGUUUACCAACACACACUCCUCGAGCACUGUUUGACCUGCAUCACACCACAUUUGAUGUCACUUCCUUCACGCUCUCGUUCUUCUCCUUGUUCAGCAUGUAGUGAAUUAUUGGCCCACCCCAGGCCUGCACUAUCCAGUAUAAGCAAUAAAGAGACAAAACGCCCAAAAAGCCUUCCAUUCUUGCCCAUUACUACUCUGCCAGGUAUACUUACUGUUGAUCAUGAAAGCAUAUUUUAUGAUUAUUUGACUGUUAGCCUGUGAAGUCCUAAAGGGGAGAUAAUACUUUGAUUUCUGAAAGAACACUGACAGAGAUUAAAACAAUUAAUAUACUCUCCAUAAUAAUUGGUAUAUUCAACACUGGACCAAAAGGUCUUCCUCCCACUCUUGAGAAAUAACCCAGUGUGCAUGAAGAAUACUUAUUUACACACCAUUUGUUUUGGAAAGUGUUGAAAAAGAGGUUUGAAAAGCCAUUUUUCCAUUACUUAAGCCAUUACUUCAAUUAAAAUCUUCACAUUUACUUCCUAAUAACACAUUUUUGUGUGAAUAGUUUCUCCCUUGCUCAUGCCAUUGCGCCAAUUAAUUCCCACCCACUGGGCACACCACGUCAUCUCAAGGUGGAAAUGUGGGUAAUAUUUCAACCUUUAUUCACCCACUCAAAAAGUCACCCAGAAGUUGGAAUUCCCAAUGUGUUAUCACUAUGGUUUCAACAAUCUUAAAAAGCACAACCAAAUUCCACUGGAAAUUAGAUUAUAAUAAUUUUUUUGGUCAUCUAAAUGUGUUAUCAAUGCGCUUUCAACCAUUUUAAAUGUUCAAAUGAGAAUACAAUGUCAGAUAUUUUGUAUUUAUACAACAACUUAAUGUGUUAUCAUUGUGCAGGGCUUGGUUAAAACCCUGAAUGGGAGAGCAAAUGAAUAGCUGUAGAUAGAUCAACUCUCCAGUAGGAGGUGCUGCCCAGACUAUAAUUUUUCCUGAUAAUGGAUCUGACGUUGUUUCAAAGGUACAAAUUCAACAUUUUAUACAAGGUUUGUCUAUGUUGAAAAUUCGUUACCAUGAUGACAUAAUCCUGUGGUUGAAAUUCCACCCUCAAAACCACAGUUUACGUCAACGUAAAUUGUUGUUUUGAGGGUGAAAUUUCAACCACAGGAUUAUGCCAUCAUGGUACACAAAUUUCAACCUAGACAAACCUUUUUAUAAAAUGCACUGAACAAAAAUAUAAAUGCAACAUGCAACAAUUUCAAAGAUUUUACUGAGUUACAGUUCUUAUAAGGAAAUCAGUCAAUUUAAAUAAAUUCAUUAGCCCUUAAUAUAUGGAUUUCACAUGACUGGGAAUACAGAUAUGCAUCUGUUGGUCACAGAUACCAUAAAAAAAAAGGUUGGAUCAGAAAACCAGUCAGUAUCUGCUGUCACCAUUUGCCUCGUAGCGCGACACAUCUCCUUCACAUAGAUUUCAUUUGGCUGUUGAUUGUGGCCUGUGGAAUGUAAAGUGUUAGUCCCAUGUUUCAUGAGCUGAAAUAAAAUAUCCCAGAAAUGUUCCAAAGCUUAUUUCUCUCAAAUUUUGGGCACAAUUUUGUUUACAUCCCUGUUGGUGAGCAUUUCUCAUUUGCCAAGAUAAUCCAUCCACCUGACAGGUGUGCCAUAUCAAGAAGCUGAUUAAACAGUAUGAUCAUUACACAGGUGCACCUUGUGCUGGGGACAAUACAAGUCCACUCUAAAAUGUGCAGUUUUGUCACACAACACAAUGCCACAGAUGUCUGAAGUUUUGAGGGAGCGUGCAGUUGCCAUGCUGACUGCAGGACUGUCCACCAGUGCUGUUGCCAGAUAAUGUUAUGUUCAUUUCUCUACCAUAAGCCGCCUCCAACGUCGUUUUAGAGAAUUUGACAGCAAGUUCAACCGGCCUCACAACCCGCAGACCACGUGUAUGGCGUCGUGUGGGCGAACGGUUUGCUGAUGUCAAUGUUGUGAACAGAAUGCCCCAUGGUGGUGGUGGGGUUAUGGUAUAGGCAGGCAUAAGUUACGGACAACGAACACAAUUGCAUUUUAUCGAUGGCAUUUGAAUGCACAGAGAUACCGUGACGAGAUCCUGAGGCCCAUUGUCGUGCCCUUCAUCCACCUCCAUCACCUCAUGUUUCAGCAUGAUAAUGCACGGCCCCAUGUCGCAAGGAUCUGUACACAAUUUCUGGAAGCUGAAAAUGUCCCAUUUCUUCCAUGGCCUGCAUACUCACCAGACAUGUCACCCAUUGAGCAUGUUUGGGAUGCUCUGGAUCGACGUGUACGACUGUGUUCCAAUUCCCGACAAUAUGCAGCAACUUCACACAGCCAUUGAAGAGGAGUGGGACAACAUUCCACAGGAUCUUUGAUGUUAUGGGGCUAUUUUGCUUCCACUGGUCCUGGUGCCCAUGUUAAUGUUAACGGCAUCAUGAACCCAGUACCAGGACAAAAACCUGGUUGCCUCUGCCAGGAGGCUGAAACUUGGCCGCAAGUAGAUCUUCCAGCAAGAUAAUAAACUAGAGCACACAUCAAAAUCCACAAAGAAAUUGUUAAUUGACCACAAAAUCAACAUUUUGCAAUGGCCAUCUGUCUCCGGACCAAUUGAAAACGUGGUUUGAAUUGAAGAGGACAGUCCAUAAGCGCAGACGAAGGAUAUCAAGGAUCUGUAAAGAUUAUGUAUGGAGGAAUGGUCUAAGAUCCCUCCCAAUCUCAUAAAACAUUUUAGAAAAAGGCUCUGUGCCAUUAUCCUCGCAAGGUGAGGCAUUGAAAGGUAGUAAAAACAGUGGUGCCAAUAACUUUGAUCCCCAUCUUUUUGAGAAUUAUUAUUUAUUCCACUUGUCAUUUUAAGUAGAGCAGACAUUUCCAUAUAUUUUUUGUUAGCUGCAUGUGUGACAUAACUCCACCAGCCCUAUUUAUUAUAUUUUUAAAGCAUUUUCUCCAAAAAAUAUAUAUAUUUUUUUUAAUCAAUUUGUAUAUUUGAGUUUAACCAUAAUAUUUGUUCUGUCUUUUCUGGUGGAUUAAACUGAAAUUGCAACCAACUUUCUAUGGCUUGUUUUAAAAAUAGAGAUUUCUUUUUCAAAUAACCUUAAGUGAGAGGUUGUAAUCUGAAUAAAGGGAAAAAGGCCAUUCUUAAACAUGGGGUGAGACAUUCUUACUAAUCUGCUAGAGAACCAGUUCGGUUUUUAAUUAUAGCUUUUUUGUAUGACUGAAGCCUUUAGUGAGAAGUCUAAUGCUUUAAUAUUUAAGUUUCUGCCCUCUGAAUUAAUAUUCAUUAUAUAAAUAGGUCAGUUUAAUUUUGUCUCACCCCAUGUUGAAUAUUUUUUUGCUCACAUAAUUUAAAAAACAAGUCGCUAGGUGUAGGCCUUAAGCAAAUAGGUAAACUGGGAUAAAGAGUUAAUCAGGGGGAUUUUUCCACAAAUAGACAGGUAUUUUCCUUUCCAAGAUCUUAUCUAUUUUUGCUAACUUUCUAUAAAAAUGUAUUGUAGUGAGAUCAUUUCUUUCUUUCAGGUUAUUAAUACCGAGUAUGUCCACUUCACUGUCAGAUCAUUUUAUUGGUAAACUACACGGUAAUGUAAAAGUUGUAUUUUUUUUGUGAUCCAAUAUAUAAUCCAGAGAGAUUAGAACAAUUAUCUAGAUCCCCUGAGGCUGUGGUGGGAUCAAAAUUGUUGUGAGGAGUGUGAUAGAAGGAGUCAGGUGCAGGAGGGUAAAUCACCGAAUACAGCGUUUAUUCCUUUGUCACAGUUGCGCUGGAUAGCAACAUACAAACAUAGGCACAGGGGAAACUCUCUACCCUGGCAAUCACGGUAUGGAUAAUACUCCAAACGAUAUACAAGCAUAGGAUACAAGCCAGUGGGAGAACCACUUUACAAUAUGUAUUAUUAUUAUUUUAUUUUUUUGGGGGGUGGGGUAAGGGGGGGGGGGUCGAAGGAUUACUUUAUCCUAUCCCAGGUAUUCCUUAAAGAGGUGCGGUUUCAAGUGUCUCCGGAAGGUGGUGAGUGACUCCGCUGUCCUGGCGUCGUGAGGGAGCUUGUUCCACCAUUGGGGUGCCAGAGCAGCGAACAGUUUUGACUGGGCUGAGCGGGAACUGUGCUUCCGCAGAGGUAGGGGGGCCAGCAGGCCAGAGGUGGAUGAACGCAAUUCCCUCGUUUGGGUGUAGGGACUGAUCAGAGCCUGAAGGUACGGAGGUGCCGUUCCCCUCACAGGUCCGUAGGCAAGCACCAUGGUCUUGUAGCAGAUGCGAGCUUCAACUGGAAGCCAGUGGAGUGUGCGGAGGAGCGGGGUGACGUGAGAGAACUUGGGAAGGUUGAACACCAGACGGGCUGCGGCAUUCUGGAUGAGUUGUAGGGGUUUAAUGGCACAGGCAGGGAGCCCAGCCAACAGCGAGUUGCAGUAUUCCAGACGGGAGAUGACAAGUGCCUGGAUUAGGAUCUGUGCCGCUUCCUAUGUAAGGCAGGGUCGUACUCUCCGAAUGUUGUAGAGCAUGAACCUACAGGGUCGGGUCACCGCCUUGAUGUUAGCGGAGAACAACAGGGUGUUGUCCAGGGUCACGCCAAGGCUCUUCGCACUCUGGGAGGAGGACACAACGGAGUUGUCAACCGUGAUGGCGAGAUCAUGGAACGGGCAGUCCUUCCCCGGGAGGAAGAGCAGCUCCGUCUUGCCGAGAUUCAGCUUGAGGUGGUGAUCCGUCAUCCACACUGAUAUGUCUGCCAGACAUGCAGAGAUGCGAUUCGCCACCUGGUUAUCAGAAGGGGGAAAGGAGAAGAUUAGUUGUGUGUCGUCUGCGUAGCAAUGAUAGGAGAGGCCAUGUGAGGAUAUGACAGAGCCAAGUGACUUGGUGUAUAGCGAGAAUAGGAGAGGGCCUAGAACUGAGCCCUGGGGGACACCAGUGGUGAGAGCACGUGGUGCGGAGACAGAUUCUCGCCACGCCACCUGGUAGGAGCGACCUGUCAGGUAGGACGCAAUCCAAGAGUGAGCCGCGCCGGAGAUGCCCAGCUCGGAGAGGGUGGAGAGGAGGAUCUGAUUGUUCACAGUAUCAAAGGCAGCAGACAGGUCUAGAAGGACAAGAGCAGAGGAGAGAGAGUUAGCUUUAGCAGUGCGGAGAGCCUCCGUGACACAGAGAAGAGCAGUCUCAGUUGAAUGACCAGUCUUGAAACCUGACUGGUUUGGAUCAAGAAGGUCAUUCUGAGAGAGAUAGCAAGAGAGUUGGCUAAAGAUGGCACGCUCAAGAGUUUUGGAGAGAAAAGAAAGAAGGGAUACUGGUCUGUAGUUGUUGACAUCAGAGGGAUCGAGUGUUGGUUUUUUGAGAAGGGGUGCAACUCUCGCUCUCUUGAAGACGGAAGGGACAUGGUCAAGGAUGAGUUGAUGAGCGAGGUGAGGUAAGGGAGAAGGUCACCGGAGAUGGUCUGGAGAAGAGAGGAGGGGUUAGGGUCAAGCGGGCAGGUUGUUGGGCGGCCGGCUGUCACAAGUCGCAAGAUUUUAUCUGGAGAGAGAGGGGAGAAAGAAGUCAAAGCAUAGGGUAGGGCAGUGUGAGCAGGACCAGCAGUGUCAUUUGACUUAACAAACGAGGAUCGGAUGUCGUCAACCUUCUUUUCAAAAUGGUUGACGAAGUCAUCCACAGAGAGGGAGGAGGAGGGUGGGGGGGUGGGGGGGGGGGGGGGGGGGGGGGGGGGGGGGGGGGGUUAGGAUUCAGCAGGGAGGAGAAGGUGGCAAAGAGCUUCCUAGAGUUAGAGGCAGAUGCUUGGAAUUUAGAGUGGUAGAAAGUGGCUUUAGCAGCAGAAACAGAUAAAGAAAAUGUAAAGAGGAGGGAGUGAAAAGAUGCCAAGUCCGCAGGGAGUCUAGUUUUCCUCCAUUUCCGCUCGGCUGCCCGGAGCCCUGUUCUGUGAGCUCGCAAUGAGUCAUCAAGCCACGGAGCAGGAGGGGAGGACCGAGCCGGCCGGGAGGAUAGGGGACAUAGAGAGUCAAAGGAUGCAGAAUCAGGAGAUUGGAGGGAGAAGGAUUGAGCAGAGGGAAGAGAUGAUAGGAUGGAAGAGGAGAGAGUAGUGGGAGAGAGAGAGCGAAGGUUGCGACGGCGCAUUACAAUCUGAGUAGGGGCAGAGUGAGUAGUGUUGGAGGAGAGCGAGAGAGAAAAGGAUACAAAGUAGUGGUCGUAGACAUGGAGGGGAGUUGCAGUGAGAUUAGUAGAAGAACAGCAUCUAGUAAAGAUGAGGUCAAGCGUAUUGCCUGCCUUGUGAGUAGGAGGGGACGGUGAGAGGGUGAGGUCAAAAGAGGAGAGGAGUGGAAAGAAGGAGGCAGAGAGAAAUUAGUCAAAGAUAGACAUAGGGAGGUUGAAGUCACCCAGAACUAUGAGGGGUGAACCAUCCUCAGGAAAGGAACUUAUCAAGGCGUCAAGCUCAUUGAUGAACUCUCCAAGGGAACCUGGAGGGCGAUAAAUGACAAGGAGAACCAGGUGUGUGUGAUUAACAAGACAAGACAAGUGGAGUGAUGAUAAUGGGAGCGGCAGUGGUUAGCAAGCCGAUGACGACAAACGCCGAAGCCUGCCCGAACAAGGAGGGGAGGCAGCCUCGGUGGAAGUUGUGACAAUUGUAGAUUAAAAAUAAAACAUGAAUCCUCAGCGUACAAUGACACCUUUGUUUUUAAGCCCUGGAUUUCUAGCCCCUUGAUAUUAUUGUUGGAUCUGAUUUUAAUAGCUAACAUUUCGAUGGCCAUAAUAAAUAUGUCGAUAGUGGGGAGCCUUGUUUUACUCCUCUUGACAGUUUAAUACUUUCUGAGAAGUAGACAUUAUUUACAGUUUUACACCUAGGGUUACUAUACAUAACUUUAACCCACUGUAUAAGAGAUUCUCAAAAAAUUGAAAUAUUCCAGGCAUUUAUAUAUAAAUUCCAGUUGUACUUUAUCAAAAGCCUUUUCAAAGUCAGCAAUAAAUACCAGGCCUGGUUUCCCAGAUUUGUCAUAGUGUUCUAUUGUUUCCAGUACUUGUCUUAUAUUAUCUCCAAUGUAUCGUCCAUGUAAAAAACAUGUCUGAUUAGGAUGAAUAAUAUCCAACAAUACCUUUUUUUAUUCUAUGCGCUAUGCAUUUUGCUAGAAUUUUUUGCAUCACAACACUGACAUGUGAGGGGCCUCAAAUGUUUUCAAUGGACUGGAUCUCUAUAUUUACCACUUGUGUCCUGUUUCAGUAAUAAUGAAAUCAGACCUUCUUGUUGAGUAUCUGAUCAUCUACAAUUUUUAUAGGAGGGGUUAAAACAUGCUAAAAACUGUCCUCGGAGUACAUCAAAAAAGGGUUGGUAUACCUGAACUGGUAUGCCAUCCAGCCCUGGAGUUUUCCCGGACUUUCCCAGCUUUAAUUGCAUCAAGAAAGAAGUAUUACUUGUUAAGUAAUCUCUUUGUCUGAGCAAUUGUAUUAGUAUAAUAUAAUUUCCCCUUUUUUGCAUACAGUAUAGCUCAGUAUUUAUUGUAUACAUCAUUUUGGACCUGAUUGUAUGUGGUUUAACACUAGCACACACAGUCAAAUUGUACAGGUGUGUAACAACUGUGUCAAUAAAGGCCCAAUCGGUUAAAACGGGGGUAUUCAAAAUGUAUGGAGAAAUUAUGUCUUGUAUAGACUGUGUUGUAUUGCCUUAGUAACUUUUUAAAACUGCCAUCUGUUUUUGUUUUAGCCCUCCUAAAUUCUUAAUUGCUUGUGUGGAAUUGCAGUGAAGAAGUCAUAUCUCGGCUUUUUAAUAUGCAUGAGGCAUCAGGCAGCCUCUUUGCACUCUCCCUGAAAUGCAGCUUUAUUAUUGCAGUUGUUUAAUAAACUCAGUAUUAAAGGAGUAGUUCACUAUUUUACAACUUGAUGUUAGAUGGUUAUUCACCCUGAAAGUAGUCUAUGGGCCAGGAGAAACUGUAGACCAUGGUUCAGUUCUCCUUAAACAGCCACUACAUAAUUGUUUUCAAACAUGCUUACAUGCCCCGAUCAUUUCAAUUGAUUGUUAGCUUGUGGUGGCUAAGUUUAGCUGAAGUUUGUAUUGUCUGUUUAAAGAAAACUGAACCCUGGAUUACAGUUUCUCUUGGCCCAUAGACUACCUUCAGGGUGAGGAACCAUCUAAAAUCUAGUUGUAAAAUUGUGAACUACCCCUUUUAAUUUCUGUACCCUGUACAUACUUUGUUAUAUUUUUCGAAGUGGAUUUAUAAGUUUGUCUUAAACAAUAUCAUAGUCACUUCUGCAUACAGUGAUAUUGUUGGAAAAGUUACUAAUAACUAAUGAAGAGGAUUUCUUUCUCUCACAAACACAACCCAGUGAGCGAGCCCUUCCUUUACAGCUCACCAAGAGAUUCAAGGACAAAUAGGCAGACCGACACAAACAGGCUCUCUUAAGCUGAACAUGCCAUACUUGUACUAACAAUGACCUAUAUUAAUUGGGUAACUAAUGACUAUGACCUAAGAUACCAACAAAUAACCAGGCGCUGAUGAGGCCUUAGGAACACAUCCUUGUUUUACAGUGUGCUCUUCCUGAUUUGACCCUUGUUUGAAUGGGCGAUUACUGAUUUAUGAACCAUGUUUAUAGUAGAGCUUUCUCCUUCUUUCCUCUCUUCCAGACUUUGCUGAGCCCCUGGCACUGCCAAACUUCAUGGAGCCCGGCCCCUCCGUGGCCAGCCCGGGCCUGGCUGCCACCCCCCUGGACAACCAGCCUCCAGAGGAGAGCAUCGCCAUCCUCACCUCCAUGGGCUUCCCCCGCCGCCACACCGUCCAGGCCCUCAAAGCCACGGUCAGUGGCUCUCUUUCUCUCCCGCUGCUCACACACUCACUCUGGUGAAACAACACAAAAAUAAUAUUGUCCUGGCCUAGGAAGCAUUCAGUAGGCGGUAGUUUUUAAUUUGACUUUUUCAGAUUUUAAUUAUUGUAGAGAUGUAUGUACUAUGUUCUGGAAUAUGGAAAAUAAACCAUCUAUCCAAUGCCUGUUCUAUAGCUAAAACCUUGCAAAGAUGGAAAGGGAGACUUUUAUCAUGUUUUAAGUAGGGUAAUAUCUCCCAAAAAGUUUAACCAAUAUGUUCUAUUUCUCUGUCAGACUUUUGGCUUGCUAUUUAUAUUUGUGCCAUUGAUGUAAGAAUGAUGGGGAGUGGCUUUCUAUAGUGCCGAACCGUGCUGGAGAAUCAUGCCCUCUCAGCUAUAAACAACUUGGCUGGCCUACUUGUUUACUUGAUAUAUUGCAGUUUUAAUAACCCCUUCAUGUCCUUGGUUGCUCGAGAUCCCUGUUCUACAUGCUGUUUACAAAUAGUCCCAGCAUUGGGCCCGUCAUGGUGCAUAGCAAGCCUCAUUCAGCUUUUCAGUUCUAUGAGUCAGAUCGUUGUGUCAUAUGUGCAACUAUAACGCAGUCAUUUUUAUGCAUUUGUUUGUGUGUUCCUCAAAUGAACAACUAAUUCAUUCAAUUACGUUAUGAAUUGUAUAACACCACGAUAUACAGUAUAAGAGUUUAAUUCCAUUAUAGUGGCUGCUAUUUUAAGAUGGUCCCUUUUUCUCUUUGUCAGCAGUCACCUGCCCUGUCAGCAUAAAAUAGAUCAAGUUCUCUACGAAAACAGACCCUCUGAUUUCCUUGUUUACCAUUCCUAACAUCUUCAAACCCCUUGCCAUCCAUUUUUUUUCUCAUAAAAAAUCCCAGGGUCCUCGUGAGUUGAGUAGGAGUGUGAAACAGCAGAGGGUCUCCAGGGUCUUCUAAAAUAGCCCAGUUUCACUGGCCUGUCUGUCUGACUGGGCAUGGCCAGAAAAAGCAGGCAGCAUCAGAUUAUUCCCCCCAUGUGCUCUCGGCGCUGGCAUCGGCGGUGAAUGAAUCACGCCUCUAUUUUGGAUUAAAUGCUGAGGCUAAAUGAGGGAAUUGACCACACAUGGAGAAUGAGAGCGGAGUUGGAUUAUUCAUUCUUCAAGAAAAUGUACAUAGUUCACAAUAACAAAAUCAAUUCUCUUGAUUUUGAUCUUGUCAAUCCCGUUACAUUUAGAUUUUGAUGUUGUCAAUCCUGUUACAUUCUCGUGAAGCAUGCCAGUCACAAUUGUCCAUCUUCUGAGACCUCUGAAUUUGAGAUAAGACUUAGGGGAGAGAGGAAGCAUAUUCUACUGUAUCUUCAUAACACAAGGUCACUGAUAAUCAGAUACAGUAAAUUAAAAUGGUAAUUACAUGGCAAUUUAGCCUACCAAUUAUGACUUUUUGGUUCUUUCAGAUUCGUUGAAACAAGCAGGUAGUUUAAUAUGUGUGAGAGAAAAAAAUACCAGUACCAGAAAGUACUGUCAGCAAAAAAAACGCUGAAAUAGGUCUGUGAAAUGACAUGUCACCAACAUUCGUUGUUUCAGAACAACAACCUGGAGCGGGCGCUGGACUGGAUCUUCACCCACACGGAGAGGGAGGAGGAGGAGGAGACUAGCGACGCCCUGUCUGACAUGGCCGACACCACGGAGCCCAAUGACAACGCUUUCUCCAAUGCCAACACGCACAGCAACUCCACACUGCCCCCAGACCAGGACGCCUCAGGCCCCCGGAUCAAGGACGGACCCGGACGUGAGUGACUCUGCAUGACCUCUAAGACUGAUCUAGGGUCAGUUCCAUCCUCCCCAGUCCUAACCAUAACCAUUACGAUCUAGAGACACUGAUCUAGAAUCAGCUACACCCUCUCCAGUCCUAACCAAACUAUUAUGAGCAAAACGAUAAAGACAGAAAGGAUCAAAGGAGAAGAAUUACACACAUACACAUGUGGUACAGGAGCUGUAUAAAAAAGUAUAUAGCUGCUUUGAAUAUAAAGCUCACUGCUUGCUGCACCCAUAUGAUGCAACACCUGCUGUUUGCAGGUUCAUUUGGAUCAAAACCAGCCUUUCACCAAUUGUGAAGGGCUACUCUUCCGCUUCCAUUCUGACACAAUCCUGUAAAAGGAAGGCAACACAGUUUUGUGUUACAUGUUUGGUUUACGAUUUCAUGUUUGAGGAGACUCAUGCUAUUCAGGGUCUCAGCCCUGAUUUUGAACUCAGAAAUACAAAUCAUGGACCACAGUCUCUCCAACUACAACCUGCAUGCUUUCAAGGUAAGAAAGACAUCUCAUAACACUAGGAAUAGGAUCAGAUAAGGAUGAGAUAGUUGCUGAAAGUUAUAGUUAUGAGCCGGUUUUACUAGCUUGUUCUCAUGGGUAUACUGUAGGCAAAAUACAUCUGUUCUGUUCACAAGGGAGUUGUAGUUUUGUGUAACGAUUGGUUUGACUUCCUGUUUUGCAGGUUACGAGCUUUUUGCUUUCAUCAGCCACAUGGGAGCGUCCACGAUGUCUGGUCAUUAUGUAUGCCACAUCAAAAAGGAAGGAAGGUAAGUCAGUCACAAUUUACAUACUCUACAUUUAUCUCUGCUAGAUGAUUAAACCACAAUCCCCUUUCAUAAUGAAGGAUUAAAAAUGAAUGAUAUAGACAAACUGUUUCCACCAGCUGUUGCACUGCACAUAAUAUUUGAUCUAUUCCAACACUAGCACUCCUGAUUCAACUAAUCAAGGGCUUGAUCAUAGUUGACGUGUUGAAUCAGGUUUGCUAGUGUUGGAGUCAAUCAAGUAUUAUCUUUGAUCGUCUUCACAGACCAGAUUGGGAAACACUGUCCUAAGAGACUGAUUAGAUCAUUUUGUAAUUAGUGUUCUACAAUGUGGCAUUUAGAAAUCAAGACGAAACUAAAUGUAUAGAUGAGGUUUUAACACAAUGUGUUACGCAUGUUAUUUUUCCCCCCACGUCAGAUGGGUGAUCUUCAACGACCACAAAGUGUGCUUGUCAGAAAGGCCUCCAAAAGACUUGGGCUACAUCUAUUUUUACCGUCGACUGUCGUGCAGC